GCGGACGAAAAAAUGGCUAUGGUCAAUAUGUUGAUCUAUGGAGAUAGAAAACCGUAGGAUCAAGAUCGAACGUCGUUCGGACUCUCCGUGCGGCGGCCCGCCAAACAAAAACCACCACCGUCCGCCAGCGCCGCCGCGGUCGUCGUCGAUGGAGUUGGAGCGGAUUCCAGCGGCAUCCGCCAUGGACUGGAGCAUCGACCUCGACAGGGGUCUCCGCUCCCGCCAACCAGCAACGCGCGUCCGCGCCGUCGACGCCGCCGGCCCACGCCUCCGCCAGCUCUGCACUUGCGCCACCGCCCCCGCGCCCGUCGCCUCCGCGUACGGCGUCUUGCCCGGGGAGGCGCGCGUCUUCGCGGAGACCAUGCUCCUCCGCCUCGCCACCGAAUUCAGGAGCGCCGACGUCGCCAUGCGGGUCCGCAUCAUCAAGACCCUCCUCAAUUCUGCCACGGGUCCAGGGGCGCUAGCCGGGGCGCGCAUCACGGAGCCUGACCAGCUGCUCAGGAGGGUCAAGGUGGUCUACGACACUGGGAACAAGCGGGACAGGGCGCUUGCACUGCGCAUGUUCGGGUGCUUCGCCGACAUCGCCAAGGACAGCGUGCACGUCCGCUCUCUCAUACUUUCCAGUUUGAGUGCCUCCAGUGCUUUGGAGGUCAAGGCUGCAAUUUUUGCGGCUAGUUGCAUUUGUCAUCUGUCAGAUGACUUCUCAAGGAUAAUUCUUGAAGUGUUCAGAAGAUUGAUAUGUUCUCAGACAUCAGAGCCACAAGUCAUCAUGUCAGCAGCUAAGGCUUUCUGGAAGCUUGGUUCUACGUUGGCUGUUAUCCAUAAAGUUCAUGAGGUUGGAAAACAGAUGGUUCUAGGCACACUGGAAGACGUCUUCAAAUCUGAAAUGCUCUUUUCACUCUCAAGACUGUCAUCCAAGUCGAUCAUUUUGUUUUCUGACCAGGUGGAUUUAUUGUUACUGUUUAUGGAUCAUAAUUCCUCUUCUAUGAAGUCUGUGGCGUUAAAAUGCAUGUGUUUUAUGUUUCGGAGAAAUAUCUGCCAUUUUCCAGUUAUUAGGAAUGUUUUUGGCAGAUUGUUUCCAUUAAUUGAUGAUGAGGAUUUUCCACUUGACUGUAAGAGCGAUGUGUUAAGGAUUCUGCAGAAGAUGUUAUGCAGUAAAACGUCAAGUAAUCAUCGUGCCAAUGGUUCUGAGUUAUCUAAGCUACUUCUAGCUGCUGAAAGUUCUUUAGAUUCUUCUUGUUUGGAGGUGCAAGGUACCGCUCUGGAAAUUCUUGUGGAAAUCUUUUGUAUUCUCAAGGAAGUUGGGUCAGAUAACAUAUCAGUUCUCAAGGGUUCGUCAUUUGCACAUGCUGAGUGGCAAGGAAUAACGAACAAUGUACCAUUAACUGAAGAUAAUAGUAUGAACGGACCUCUGUGUAAGAUCAUUGCAAUGAUUGUGAAUCAUAUUAUAUCCCUGGCCAAUGAAGUUGCUAGCAGAGAUAUCUGCAUAUCAUCUGCAGUGGAUAAGGCAUACAAAACUCCUUUCAGACUUAUGCUAAAGCUUGUUUCAUGCUACCCUUCUGCUGCUGCUGUAACUCUUCAUAUACUGAAAAGCCUUGUAAAAGAACUGUUUCUAAUUAAUGGAAGUGAUUACUCUGAAGUUUCUGUUACAUCUGUUGAACCAUUCCAGACAAGUGUUGCCCUUAAAGAAUUGAGUACUUCAGAUGACAAUGUUCAACUGUUAGCUACAUGCAUCAAAGCUUCCUGCAUUGGAACACUUAUUGGCAAUGGAAAACUGGAUUUUCUCAAAAUUGAUUGCAAGAAUAGAAAGUCCAUAAUGCAUGAUCUAAUUUGUUGCAUGCUCAAAUUUGCAAAUGCUUGUCAUGAGGUGCUAUGUGAAACAUCUGGUGCUAGAUACAAUCUUCAUGAUAGCAUCAAGGGUCUAAUCAAGUAUGUGCGUCAGGAUGCCCCUCAGCACUGGAGCACAUAUGAAUCCUUCCAUUUGAUAAUGUGUGCUUGUGUUACCCGGAAUACUUGUAAAAUCAAUCGUGGUAAUCAAGAAUCUGGUGAUUCAAAAGAGCAUCAUAAUACACUAUUCACUCCUUCUGUUUGGAUAACUCAGGAAUUAUGUGCACUUCGAAUGACCAAAAUGCUUAUAAAGAAGCAGAAAUACUGGGAAGCUUAUAGGUCUUCUAUGUACUGUUGUUGUAAAGGUCUUUGGUUCACAGCUUCUUUUGUCUUCAGAAAACUGGCAGAUGCUUUUGAAGCAGGCUCUUUCAGUUUUUGGCUCAAAUCGUUGCUACUUUUUUCUGCUGGCGAAAUUGAGAUGAAGCUAUUGUUUUUUUCCUCAGCAACUAUAAAGUUAGUUGGUGAGCUAAAAAUGGAGGGUGAUUUAAGUGAGGAUCUUUACUGUAAUGAAACAGAUGCUGAUAGCACCCUCAGUAGAUCAUCAGAGUUACAUGGUUUCCAAGCAAAGAUAUCUGAUAUUUGUGGCAGAACAUUAUUAGCAAAUAAUGCUCUUGCAUCCAGUGCCUCUUCAGAUCAUGACUUCGUAUUCCAGAGGUGGUUCAUCAGCCUUAGGUCAUCAUUUCUUGAGGUCCUAACAAAAGUUCUUGAUAUCCUUAAUGCACACUCUUCCUAUGAAGCAAGAGGAGACCAUUUAUCUUUGUCUGGAGAGUUUGUCAAAGACCAAGUGCUUGCUUUGGAUCAUUGCUCUCUAAGAUUAAGUGACUUGGCAAAAAGUUAUGACCUUCUUGCUGCAUCCCAUAUGGACCUGGAGCGACAUGGCUCAAGUAGUAUAGCCAGGCUUGCUUUCAUGUGCUCACUUUUGGCAUUUUGUACUGCAUAUUCUGUUUAUUUCUCAAAGGCAUGUAACUACGUAGAGUACUGCAAGCUUCCAAAGAGGUUUUCCCAUGCUUCAAUCCUACAAGAUUUGUAUGGAAGAGUAGAUGGGUCUGACUGGCAGGUUGUUUCCCAGCUGCGACAGUUUAUGUCCACUUCUUUUGACGAACUUGACAGCUUACAGUCCAGCACAUGGAUCAGUGGUUCAUGUAAUCUGGAGAAGGAUUUGUAUUCUCUUUGUCAUUUUGCUGUGGCAUCUUUGCUUGGUGUAUGUGAUAGUGCUGAAGCUGAAAAAAUACAAAAUGGAGAGGAUUGUUUAUCUGCUUUGCAAGGAGGAUUGCAAGUGUUGUCCAGCAUCUUGCAGAAGUAUUUGGAAUUGCCUUUUGUGGUUCCCAAGUACUUUUUCAGAGUAAAGCCUUGCCUUGGUGCUGAACUUUACAUAUUUGAUUCAAAUCAUUUGAAUGAAAAAGGAAUGUCUAUAGAGCCUGGUUUUCUAUUGUCUCUAACCCUCUGCAUGAAGUGGAAGUGUGUGUUAGAAAGAAGCACCAUUCGCAUCGUGAAAUUGUACUGCAUUUUGGCCGCAAGCUUAGAGACCUGCUUGGAUACAGCAGGAACAAGAAGCAAGCAGUUUGAUCAGCACAGGACCGCUGAAAUGGUCGAAUUGAACUCCAAGCUGCUACAGUACAUAAAGAAUGAUCUGAGGAAGGCUAGGAAUGAGAAGAAGAAUUCCCAUAGUGUCAUGGAGAUGGUGACUGCCUUUGCAUGCUUUGAACCAACAGAUAGUGGGCAGGGGUUCUCAGGAUGCCUGCUGGAUGUCUCCUCGUUCCCUGAAGGCUCUUAUCAGAUAAAGUGGCAGGCGUGCUGUGUCGAUGAGAAUGGGUCCUAUUUUAGUCUCCUGCCCCUGAACGAUGGUUCCAUAUUUUCUGUCCAGAAGUCCUAACUCUAACUGAAUGGCCGCUGCGGUUAUGGGAAUGGAAGAUGGAACAUACUCUUCUUGCUCGCAGUGUCUGUUCCUGAGUUCAUUUUUAUGCACACAGAAGGCUUGUGUGUCUAUGAUCCGCCUAUAUGGUCUGGGUUUGACAUGUUCACUCUAUUACUUGUGUUGUGGCAGUAAAUUACAGAGGCCUGGUGCUGAGGCUUGUAGGCAGCAUGAACUGAUGAAUGAGCAGAUGUUGCUGCUGAUCUUCACCUUGCUGCUAUUCUGAACAGAAUCAGCACUAGCAGAUAACAUAGAUCGUUUGAUGAAUUGACACAGGUGUAGCUCCACCUUUUCCUAUUCUGAAUUUGACUUUCUAAUGGCUUUAGUUGAGUUUUAGUUGAGUUUCAACUUGUGUAGAAGCAGUACAGGUUCCAGUUCCCCUGUAACUUGUAGUUUAGAGAAAAAUAGUAUAGUGCUACUCCUACACGGCUAGUACAAGGCAAUGGCUCUGAGCUUCUGGAUACAAUUUUGGAUAGUACUAUUUAUCAUACUUUAACUCGAAUUCGAGUAGAAAUACAUAUAUUGUCGAAUACUAAUGCAAAAUGGAUAUCGUAAAUUUGAAUCCAAAUUCAGAUGUCUAAAUUUUGAAGAUAACAUGUUUUUUAUUGAUAGUUUCGUAGUCUAAUAAAAUCAUCAUAGAUGAAGGAAUUUAAAACAUAGCUAUACAACACCGUGUAUAAAGACAACUAAAAUAUUUUAAUAAUUAAAUAUAUAAAAUAGAAGAAAAUUAUAGAUAAUAUAAAUUGAGUACUAAAUUCAAAUAAAUUUUAGAAGUAUAUAAAUAAAACAAAAUACUAAUUUAGCUGCUUUAUCCAUCUGUCCCUGCCGUGGAUCUGUUUGUUUAGUGUUUGCAUGCGUGCACAACUGCUUGCUGAUUCCAAAUUAAUCACAUCACCAACUCCCUAUCGGCAUGUAGUGCCUCCCUCCCUUUGUUUGUUUGGGAUCGAAUUGGGCACUGAUACACACCACUGAUGCUUGAUAUGCAGUGCUCCCUUCGUUUGCAUUGCCGCCUAUAUAGGUCCCAUAGUUAACUUCGUGUGCUCCCUUUCAUUCUCCUAUGGCAGAACCGGUUUACCACCUUCCGUUUGCUAGAAACGGGGACCAAUUUAUCAAUGUUAUUAUACAAAUGACUGGGUGUGCUGUCAAUUAUAUAAUAUUUGGGAUUACUUGAAUCACUUCUAUGUCACAUUUAUCAGCCAGAGGCAGAUGUUUUUCAGCUGGUUAAUGUGCAUUCUCUGUCUCUGUGGGCAACCUGACCGAUGACAAUUCACAUUGUACACCUGUUUGUAGCGCUGAUUAUUCUUUUAAUGCAGAUUGUGUAUAGGCCUGGCGAAAAAUUGAAUCUACGAGAUUUCCAGUAUCCUGUAAAUAACGUAUCUCAUAUCUCUGGAUGACUUUAUUGCUGACCAACCUGGUGGAUCUCUGACUACUGGAGGAUGCAACAGAACAGAGUGUUGCUGUGGAUUUUAUAAUGUUGGAAGUAGAAGCUGCAUUCAUGUGCGAUGGUGCUUCUAAAAUGCCAAUUCUUUUGUAAACAGAAUUUGUGAUCUUGAAAACUUUGUGGUACGGAGAUACAAUUCUGGUAAUGAGACCCAAGGUCAUGGGCUAGUGAAGAGAUGGUUAGAACUUAGAAGAGCUUAAGGAUGACAAGGAGGAUACACUGUAAGCUGUAUUUGUGUUUAGAGAUCACAUUAUCGAUUCUGUUAAACACAUAUAUUGCAACAUGUAUGCAUCAGCAGACCAGAUAGCUGAUGGUUUUCCACCUUGCCAGGCAUGCAAGUACCGUGGUCACCCUAUUGAGCUUGUCACCCCAAAUAACGCAAAAUGGACUUGUCCAAUAAAUGAACAGCUUGCAGCUUCUGAUGUUACUGACACUGCUGUGAGAAUUGAAGAACAAACAGUGUUGUUUCUGCCUACUUCGGAAGACAGUCCAAACUUGCAGGGAGCCUCUGCGGUUGGGUUGAUAGCCCAGUGGUGAAGGCGGCGUUGUCCCUUUCACCAGGUCAGGGGUUCGACCGUUGGUUCCGCACCCAUAAAAAAAAUCCCCUCACUGUCCCGCCUGCUCUUGGGGAUCGAUGUCCUGUGCGCCACCUUCCGUUUGGGCCGCUGCAGAGUGGACAGUUGUACUCGGGCCGUUAGUGAUGUGGGCCAAGGUUCAGAGGUUUUCUCAGCCAGGACCAGUGGUUUGGGUCCUUUAGUAUUAUACCACAAGAGCGGUCAUUCCCUUCCCGGCCGUUUUUUUUGCAGUGAGCCUCUCCUUCCAUUUCUUUUGAUGUAAUUGAUAGCCUCAACAAACGAAGGAGUCAUAAUGGGGAGGUUUUAUGUUGUGAUUCCCAGUUCAAACGAUGUUGAAGCUUCUCUAACUGAUGAGAGCUCAGAUGGGAACACUCAAAUUUUCUAUGGUCUAUAUGAAACCCUUUUCGAGCUUGACCAGGGACUUGUUUGCUCCUCAUCAUGCAAUAUUGGAAAGAUGAAAAUUGGAACUCUUCAGUGUUACUACCUACUAUCUUCUUGAACAAUCUGAAAAAGGACCAGUGCUCCCCCUGUCAGGGACGGAUCUAGCGGUGGGUGGGCGGGGCUCGAGUCUCCCUACCGUUUCGGAUCCCAUGAAGCCCCACUACAGUCUCCUCUAAUCUAAAAUGUAUACAAUAUAAUGUAGAAUGAGCUUUUAUACUGCAGCAAUUUAGUUCAGUCCCUCCUAAACUUUUUUCUGGCUCUGUCCCUGCCCCUGUUCUAUUUUGAUUUGUGAUGUAGUGAGAGACAUAUUUUUUAUUUUUGUGAAAUGUAUAUUUCACCGCUUGUAGUAAGUAGCCUAAAACCAUAUUGGAUUGGAUUCCUACCGCUGAAUAACUAUCUUUGUCAUAAUGCUUGUACUUCA
Messenger RNA from Zea mays, 6677 nucleotides. RefSeq lists its product as uncharacterized. Gene Ontology annotation, biological process: snRNA 3'-end processing. The record is from RefSeq and is a predicted model, not a curated record. Gene Ontology annotation, cellular component: integrator complex. Bases 38 to 3760 code for a protein of 1240 amino acids. Lineage: Eukaryota; Viridiplantae; Streptophyta; Magnoliopsida; Poales; Poaceae. The transcript has 13 exons.